UAUGAACAUACUCCGUAGAAAAUAUCAACCGACACAUAUUUAUGGAAGGAAAUGUGAACAUAUUUAUGGUUCAUUGACUUAUAUUAUCUCCGUCGAUCUAAAUACCGGCAACGCGCAAACGCCAUAGUUUAAAAGCGCCAGAUCCCCGAGACAACAAUUGCCGGCGGCGAGAGCUACAGAGAUGACGUUGAAAUUGUAUGUGGAUCGCGCAUCCCAGCCUUCUCGUGCUAUUCUCAUUUUCUGCAAGAUGAACGGGAUAGCGUUUGAGGAGAUUCAAAUACAGCUUGCAAAAGGCCAGCAUCGUACUCCUGAAUACCAAGAAAUUAAUCCUAUGAAGCAAGUGCCUGCUAUAGUAGAUGGAGAUUUCCAACUGUUUGAGAGCCACGCAAUUCUCAAAUAUCUAGCUUCAGUCAAUCGUGUUGCAGAUCAUUGGUAUCCUGCUGAACUACACAAAAGAGCAAAGACUGACUCGGUGUUAGACUGGCACCACUCUAACUUACGCCGUGGCGCAGUUGGUUAUCUUUUGAAUACUACGCUUGCACCUGUGUUUGGUCUUCCUUUGAACCCGCAAGCAGCAGCUGAAGGAGAGAAAAUCCUAUUGGCAUCCCUUGAUAAGAUUGAGUCAGUUUGGCUCCAGGAAAAUGGAAGUUUUCUACUGGGAAAUACCCAACCUUCCAUUGCAGAUCUUAGCUUAGUUUGUGAAAUAAUGCAACUUGAGCUUUUGGAGGACAAGGAUAGAGAAAGAAUAAUUAACCCUUAUAAGAAAGUUCUGACAUGGAUUGAUGAGACGAAGAAAGCAACUCAACCUCAUUUUCAUGAAGUUCACACCCAUCUCUUUAAGGUGAAAGAGAUGUUUAAGCAGCAAAUAGCUGCAGCAAAUCUUUAAAGCAGCAACCUCCCUAAAGCUUGGCAUUGACAAAUUUUUAUUUUGUUUUGCUUUACUGCUAAAUAACUUGAUAAAAAGUCAAUCGUGUUUUGGUGGUACUUAGAUUGCCUACUUGAACAAUGUUGUGGGGUAUGAUCUUCCUUAUCAAUAAAAGCUGUUUUAUUUUAUAAGUAUCAGGUGAUUAAAGUACCCCCUUCC
Molecule: messenger RNA, 1084 nt
Organism: Cuscuta europaea
Lineage: Eukaryota; Viridiplantae; Streptophyta; Magnoliopsida; Solanales; Convolvulaceae
Source: the annotation of a GenBank genome assembly